GCCUGGCCGUAUUUUCUUGGAAACCACAAUCACAUUUCCUUCAAUGACAAAUAUCCAUUCGAUUUUUUAGGCAGCCCAAUAUUUUAACAUUAGUUAAUAAGCUCAAGCUCGUCUACCCACGCAAUUAAACUUUCCCAAAAAUCCUUAACAACUGCUACUGCAUACUCCAUCUUCUUCUCCGUCAAGUCAGUCGCCAUUGAAACUGAAAGCAAGCAAGCAAGCAAGCCUACUGGAAGAAGGAGACAUGGCGGUGAGCAACAACAUAACGGCGUUUCUCAACUUCAUCGCCCUGAUGUGCUCCAUCCCGAUCAUCUCCGCCGGAAUCUGGCUGGCCUCCAAGCCCGACAACGAGUGCAUCCGCUGGCUCCGGUGGCCCCUCAUCUGCAUCGGAAUCGCCUUCCUCGUCGUCACCCUCACCGGGUUCGUCGGCGCCUACUGGAAGAAGGAGGGCCUUCUCGGCGUCUACCUUGUCUGUAUGUUCAUCCUCAUAGUCCUCCUCCUAGUCCUCCUCGUCCUCGCCUUCGUCGUCACCCGCCCCAACGGCGCCUACUCCGUCGCCGGCGUCGCCUUCCGGGAGUACAGGCUCGCCGGCUUCUCAUCUUGGCUCCGGGAUCACGUCACCGGCGACGACAACUGGCCCGGAAUCAGGUCCUGUUUGGCCGAAACCCAAAUCUGCCCUAAACUCGCUCAGAACUAUGUCUCCGCCGCCGAUUUCUUCGCCGCCCACCUUUCUCCGAUCCAGUCAGGCUGCUGUAAGCCUCCGGCAAUAUGUGGCUUCCAGUAUUCGAGCCCGAUAUCGUGGGCGGCGCCAGCUAACAUAGCAGCAAGCCCCGACUGCUACGCCUGGAACAACGAUCCGAGCCAGCUCUGCUACAAUUGCGACUCGUGCAAAGCUGGCCUGCUUGGGAACCUGAGGCAUGAAUGGAGAAAGGCCAACAUUAUACUCAUCGUCACCGUGGUGGUCUUGAUUUGGGUUUAUAUCAUAGCCUGCAGUGCUUACAAGAAUGCUCAAACUGAAGAGCUUUUCCGCAGAUACAAACAUGGUUGGGCUUGAUCUUGAUGGUACUUUUCAGUGCAUCCAUCUUCCACUCUUGUUUUCGACUUGUUAGUAAGUUCUAUUCUGCUUCUUUUGUGCUGUUGUAAUGUCUAGUUUCUGGUUUUGUGUAUGUCCUGUGUAGUUUGUUGUGUGCUAAUUUUGAUGGGCUACAAAAAUGAAAUGCACACGCCUGUAGCAAUACUAUGUGCAAAGUUUUCAUGUAAGCAAUCGAACAAAACGAGCAGCACAUACAUUGAUCACAUAGUUUUUGUUACCUUUGAAUUGAAAGAUGUGUCAAUUUAUUAUAAAUUGGCAAUAUUCC
Messenger RNA from Andrographis paniculata, 1358 nucleotides. Its product is annotated as tetraspanin-2. Gene Ontology annotation, cellular component: plasmodesma; plasma membrane. NCBI's taxonomy places the organism in Eukaryota, Viridiplantae, Streptophyta, Magnoliopsida, Lamiales, Acanthaceae. Gene Ontology annotation, biological process: auxin-activated signaling pathway. Bases 245 to 1054 code for a protein of 269 amino acids. The transcript is spliced from 2 exons. The record is from RefSeq and is a predicted model, not a curated record.